AUGGCGCAAUCAGACGACGAGGAUGACUACAUGAACAUGGUUUUCGAGGAUGCGCCCAAAGGCCCAAAAUUCGAAACGUCACUCCAGCGCGCAGCUCGCAAACGCAAAGAGGGUGAAGCAAAAGCGCGACAGAAGACCAAGGCCGAGCGCAGGGAGGAAGCAGAGGCAGCUCGCGAGGCAGCGCUUGCCACAGCUCUACCCGAGACCAACAAAGGAUUCAAGAUGAUGGCUAAAUUUGGCUUCAAGCAGGGCGACUCACUGGGCAAGUCUGAAGAUGCGCGUAAAGACCCUAUACAGGUCAACAUAAAGGAAGACCGAGGAGGUAUAGGCCUGGAGUCUGAGAAGAAGCGCAAGUUCAGAGAACAGUUUGCAGAGGCUGAAAGGCUCGCCAAGCGCUCCAAAGAAGAGGAAGGCGACUACCUGGAGAUGCGGCGUCAAGAACAGAAGGAGAAGAAGCUAGAGAGAGACCUGGACAACGCUCAAAGAACGGCCGAGCGACUGCAUGAUAAGGCAGCAGAGGAGAAGGGAACCCCAGAGCCGGUCGAAAAGCCGCUCAAGGAUAUCAACGUCCUCUGGCGUGCCCGCGCUCGACGACGAGUCGAGAAAGAGCAUGAAAAGCAACAGCGCCGUGAACUGGAGAACAGCCUUUCGUCCCGAUUGCCGACACUGGCUCCUGAAGACGACGAUAACGAUUCCAAGGUGGCACAGGGAUCCGGAGCUUGCAGAGUUCGAGGCCUUGCCGGUCUCGGAGCGCUUGCAUAA
This is a messenger RNA of Plenodomus lingam JN3, 762 nucleotides long. NCBI's taxonomy places the organism in Eukaryota, Fungi, Ascomycota, Dothideomycetes, Pleosporales, Leptosphaeriaceae. The record is from RefSeq and is a predicted model, not a curated record.